AUGCGUACCGCCGAUACACACGGGAGGAUCAGCGUUGUGGAACAGAACUACGGAACACGCACCAGACACACCAUGUCCAGGGUUAACCGUGGGGAGCUGGAGAAUCUUCUGCGCCAGUUUUAUAAAGAAUUUUUCGCUCUGAAAGAAGAACACGGCCUUGAAAUAUUCCCGAUCUUCGACACGUUGCCACCAAGAAGGGACUACCCAGACUACUACACCAUCAUUCGCAGGCCCGUGUCGUUCAAUACAUUGAAGAAAAGAGUGCCCCAUUACACAGACCCGCAACUUUUCCUGGACGAUGCUUUGCAGAUUGCGUGGAAUGCCAUGGUUUACAACACGCCCGAAUCUGAUGUUUACAAAUGCGCUAGGAUUCUGGCGAAACACAUUAGGGAGAGCAUUUUUCCCAGAAUGAGGGAGAAAUACCCAAACGUACGGUAUACGUAUUUGGGGGCUUUGCUUGAACCAGCAGACGAGGCCCUACAGAAGGCUAUGGUGGAUAAACAAGAGAAAGAGGAUCAAAAAAAUGCUGCCGCCGUUGCGAAGGAAAUCCCUGUAAUUGAGCAGCCUAAACCAGAACAGAAAUCGGCUAGGUUUACAACUUCCGCUCAGAUGGUAUCACCACCGCCAACAAACUCAGAAAAGGGCGACUAUUACAAAGACCACACCUCUUCCAAGACCCGUGGACCAAAGGUAAUUAGAGAAUCGUCGGUGGAUGAGUACACCCCAACAAAAGGGAGGCGGUCUAAAUCGUCUACUCCAUAUAAUGAGGGGAAACCUCAGCGGGCACACAUAAAACGUGGUAGACCACCCGUCAUCGACCUUCCGUAUCUGCAAAGAAUGAAAAAUAUACUGAAAGCACUGAAGAAAGAACGUGAUGCCAAAAAUAAACCACUCACAACUCCCUUUGAAAGACUGCCGGCAGAGUUUGAGAAUUCAUCCCUGCUUAACAUUAUCCCCAACGCAGUGAGUCUUGAACAAAUCAGGAAAAAGACGAAACUAAGGAAAUAUAAAGACUUCCAGGGAUUCCAGAAUGACAUGAUCAAUCUUUUGAACGGUUACAGGAUUAUCUAUAAAAAUAAUCCCAGUAUGAUGAGAAGUUUGGCGAAAAUGGAGGAGUCGUACGCGAAUUUUGCCAGAGUUGAAUUGGCAAAACCAGAUCGGUUCUUUUUACCGGAAGGUGCGGCUAGGGUCCCUCUCGAUGAAGUUGUUUUGGACGGUAAAGUUUAUAGAAUUGGUGACUGGGUACUGAUAAAAAAUCCAGACGAUGUCAAUAAACCGACUAUCGGCCAGAUCUUCAGACUUUGGAAUAUGCCCGAUGGGAAAAAAUGGCUGAAUGCCUGCUGGUACUUUAGACCAGAACAAACAGUCCAUCGAGUAGACAGACUAUUUUACAAAAAUGAAGUCAUGAAAACAGGCCAUUACAGAGACAGUCCGGUUGAUGAUGUAGUAGGAAAAUGCUAUGUUAUCCAUUUUACGAGGUACCAAAGAGGUGACCCCGACGUUAAACCAGAAGGUCCUUUGUUUGUCUGUGAGUUUAGGUAUAAUGAAGCGGAUAAGGUUUUCAACAAGAUUAGAACUUGGAAAGCAUGUUUACCUGAAGAAUUAAGGGAUCAAGAAGAACCGACAGUGGCAGUCUUGAGCAGGAAAUUUUUCAAGUACCCGUCACCAAUCAGACAUUUGCUGCCACCGAAUGCUACCGUUCAUGACCCGAUUCCACAGGCUCAGCGGGGUUCACCCAAUACACCUCCCCUCAUCGGUGCUGUUUAUCUAAGACCACCGGUGGAACGUGACGAUCUGGGCGAAUAUUCCUCGUCACCAGACUGCCCCAAGUAUAUUAUAAGGCCUGGUGAUCCACAAGAUGAGGAGGGCAAGUUUGAUUACGAGACAGGAACCUUGACUAUUUUUAUUGAUCCUAACAACCCACCCAUUAGACCUAUACAUGUACCCGGCAGAAGGGGCCGGCCACCAAACGUGCAUCUUGUAUCUGAAAGGAGUACACCUGCUAACAACGAUCGUACCAACACGUCCGAUACAUCUGGAGAUUCUAUGACAGUACAGAGAAUGAAACGACUUCAACAGCAACAGUCGGAUUUGAAACGUCGACAAGACGCGCGAGGGGAAUUGUCUGGGUAUGCUGACACAACAGUGGUCGAUAAUUUGGCGGCAGAGGCCUCCAAAAAUCCGAUGCUCCCAGUGGUGGUCGAUAUUCCGAAUUCGUAUAUAUUGCCGGUCUCAAUAACAAAGAAUGUGGAGUUAUUGCAACGGGCGGAUGCAUCGUCUGAUCAAAGAAGAAAUACCAACCCCGUUGAUAGGUUGUACGGUGAUAAACUUAUGCGUAAGAAGAGAGGCCCAGGUGAUGUGUUGUGGUUCACGGGGCCUAGCAUUUACAUUGAGGAGAGAUUAUUGAACUCAGGAAACCCACUGCUGGAUUGUUCGUUGAAUGAUUUUGUCGGGUCAAAUAAGAAACCCAAAUUGUCAUAUGAUGAACUUGAAGAGGAGGUUGUUGAAAAUGUACGAUCCACAAGGAACAAAAAGAAGGAACUUUUAGAGGAUCAGGCUACUUUCUUUGACGAUUUGGAUGAGACUGUUGAUGAUGGGCUACCUGAAGAGAAGGAGCCUACUGAUGUUCUUAGAUUGCCGGGUACAUACGUGUUGGGAUUAAGGCCGUCCGCGAAAUUCACAGCUUUCAAGCUGCAAUCUAAAGAAAGCACUCUAUUACCUGAAUCUCCUGCUCUGUCGCCCAUUGGGUGA
Molecule: messenger RNA, 2751 nt
Organism: Huiozyma naganishii CBS 8797
Lineage: Eukaryota; Fungi; Ascomycota; Saccharomycetes; Saccharomycetales; Saccharomycetaceae
Gene: RSC1
Product: RSC subunit protein RSC1
Exons: 1
Coding region: 1-2751 (916 amino acids)
Biological process (GO): chromatin remodeling
Cellular component (GO): RSC-type complex
Molecular function (GO): chromatin binding; protein binding
Source: RefSeq, a predicted model, not a curated record